AUGAGACACUGGCUCUCAUACUGCGUGGACAAUGACCCGUUCUGCAGCCGCCAGACAUCUGAUGUCCUGCCCCGGCGGCUGCUCAGCCUCGGCGCAAAGUACAGCACUCGCGUCUUUCUAAUCGAGACACGCGACAUCAACAAUAGCGUUAGAAAACAGGGCGAGAAGAAUCUCCAAUACGCAUGCCUCAGCUACCGCUGGGGGGUCAGCAACGAAGAAAUCCUACGGACCACGGCGGACAACAUCGAAGCGCACAUGGACAAGGACCGAGGGAUCGUCCUGCAGCAGCUGCCACAAACCAUAAUCGACACGGUCAGGGUGUGCAGGGAGUUGGGGAUCGAAUACCUAUGGGUCGACUCGCUCUGCAUCAUCCAGCCACGUCCGUACACAAGUCUCGACCAGGACAGGGAGGCUCACGAAGACUGGGUGCGGGAAGGAUCCACCAUGGACAACGCCUAUGGCAACUCGUACCUCACGAUAUAUGCCGAGGCGGCCGUCAACUGCAAGGCGGGCUUUCUAGGCCCCCAAGACUACGGCAAGAACUCGUGGCAGAGGAUCUCCCCGGCGAGGGCCCCCAACGCCGGCCCGGACUCGACGGUCCUCGACGGGCGAGGGUGGUGCUUGCAGGAAAGGAUCAUGCCGACCCGUAAACUCCGCUUCCUCGGGACAGAGAUGAGCUGGGAGUGCAACUGUCGCAUGUUCUGCGAAUGCGGCCACACGCGAGAGGUGGACAUCGACGGCAUCCUUUCCGUCGGCCGUCUUCUUAUGCGUCUGGGUGAUGGGGAACGCUUCAGUCAUCACGAGACCUGGCAAGAAGUCGUUGAGGACUACUCGUGGCGCUCCGUCUCCGACCCGGAAGACAACAAGCUGAUGGGCGUCGCUGGGGUGGCGAGACUGCUACUCAAGUCCACCGAGGAAGAUCCGAAUGGCGAGGACGAAUACUGCGCGGGACUCUGGCGGAGCGAUCUCGUUGAUGCCCUCGUCUGGAUGGCUGUCGACAAGAGACCCAAGCAGGCGGAGCUGGAACACGGGAUGCCCGAGUGGAUGGCGAGACGACACCUGAUGCCCCGAACUCGCCUGGCCAGCGGGACGCCAACGUGGUCCUGGGCCUCCAUCAACGGCGGGAUUGCCUUC
This is a messenger RNA of Sodiomyces alkalinus F11, 1134 nucleotides long. Its product is annotated as HET-domain-containing protein. The annotation marks the transcript as partial. The transcript has 2 exons. The record is from RefSeq and is a predicted model, not a curated record. NCBI's taxonomy places the organism in Eukaryota, Fungi, Ascomycota, Sordariomycetes, Glomerellales, Plectosphaerellaceae.